GUCUUCGUCUUUCCGAGUGCCUCUUCGUCGUGCUGCCAAUGAGAUUAGCUCAGUUUCUCACACAGGUCCAAGGAAGAGGGGGCUCGGGAGAUUUGGACUUCCAUCACGAUGUUUUCCAUGUUGCCCUCGUCCGAGAUGUUCACCAUAUUUAACCCUAAUAACUUGCCAAAGACAGUGAUUUCCGGUCAGUCCAAUGAACUUGGCCUCGAUUUGGAGGGCCAAGUGACGGAGUCCGAUCAAGUGUUGGCCAAAUCUGGUUGUGAUCGAGUGCUUCUUCUAUCCGAAGGAGCGGCUGUCCUCAAUGAUCUCGAUCUGAGUCAGAUCCACCAAGAUAGUCUUGGCAGCAACCUGGAAAUGUUCCCGAGCCUCGUGGGACAAGAUCAAUCUCCAACAUCGUCAUCCUCGGCCACUUCCAAUGAAGGAUCUGUGUGGUCGGAUGAAGAUCGCGACGAGGAUGAUAUUGCAAAUAUUCUGAACCUCAAUUACACGGACUUGACUUAUUUCAACGAGAGCAUUCUGUUCAGUGCCAAAGAGACUGAUUUGGUUGAGGAGGUGGUGAGCCAGCAGACUGACAUGAGAGUGGACCCGUCGCCACCAAAAGGUGAGAACGCAACGGCGAGUCCGAAACCGAUUCAUCCGAAGAUCUCGAGAGACCCUCAGACCAAAUUGUAUCACUGCCCACAUUGUGACAAGUCCUUCCAAUACAGUAGCCGCCUCCAGAGACAUUUGAGUGCCCACGAGGAGAAGAAAUUCCACUGCCACAUCUGUGAUAAAUAUUUUAGUCGAUCUGAUGUCCUCAGCAACCACUUAAGCAAGGUCCACCAACAAUGGAGCCCUCCGAACAAGUCUCCGUCGUCAUCGUCCCUCGUGGAGUCCUCGGCCACCACCAAAAUGGCGGAACUCUACCCGUGUCACAUUUGUGAGGCAAAGCUCAGUUCCAAGUUCCAUUUGAACCGGCAUCUCAAGUCACACGAGAACAAAGUGGGCGCAUUCACGUGCAAUUUCUGCGGCAAAAGUUUUGACGUGAAACAUAAAUUCCAAAGACACAUGCGACUCCAUCUGAGUGAGAAAAAGUUCAAAUGCCAUGUGUGCCAUAUGAGUUUCUUGCAAAGGGAAUUCUUGUCCCGGCAUUUGCUUACGCACUCGGGCGAGAAUCCGUUCAAGUGCAAUCAAUGCGGGAAAGGUUUCAAUCAGCUGAUCAACUUGAAGCAGCACAUUGAGCGAUUACAUUCCUCGGAUGCCUCCAAAAAGACGCACAAGUGCUCGCAUUGUGAAAAGCGUUUCUACACCUCGCCCGAGCUGAAGAACCAUCUUCUGUAUCAUGUGGAUACUCGCAUGUUCCAUUGUUCCACGUGCGAAUCGUCAUUCGUGGAGAAACGCCAUCUCGACCGUCACAUUCGACGCAUGCACUCGAAAAUCAAAAACUACUUCUGCAACCACUGUUCAAAGGCAUUCUAUGAAAAGUACGAACUCAACCACCACAAAAAAUCUUGCCAAUGAACUAGCCAGAUUUUGUCCGUUAGGCCUAAAUUGAGAAGAAAUACAAAUUACCUCACCCGUGUUCCAUAAACAAUGUUCCCAGAAUCUCUCAACGUUC
This is a messenger RNA of Tigriopus californicus, 1597 nucleotides long. Its product is annotated as zinc finger protein 501-like. Lineage: Eukaryota; Metazoa; Arthropoda; Copepoda; Harpacticoida; Harpacticidae. The record is from RefSeq and is a predicted model, not a curated record. Bases 109 to 1500 code for a protein of 463 amino acids. Gene Ontology annotation, cellular component: nucleus. The transcript has a single exon. Gene Ontology annotation, biological process: regulation of transcription by RNA polymerase II. Gene Ontology annotation, molecular function: DNA-binding transcription factor activity, RNA polymerase II-specific; RNA polymerase II transcription regulatory region sequence-specific DNA binding.